Molecule: messenger RNA, 1278 nt
Organism: Orycteropus afer afer
Lineage: Eukaryota; Metazoa; Chordata; Mammalia; Tubulidentata; Orycteropodidae
Source: RefSeq, a predicted model, not a curated record
AUGAGUCCUGCCACCCUGUUGGCUCUCCUGGGGGUCACCCUCACCCUGCCUCUGCCCCGAGCAGCGGCCCUGACCUGCCAGCACCUGACACAAGAUGCUGUGCACCCGGCAACUUCACUGCCCCUCUAUUGGAAGGCUGCCUCCAAACUCUGUGAAGACGGCUGGGGUUGUCAAGACACACUGAUACUCAUUCAUAAUGGACCCCAGGUGACUGUAGUGCUUACCAAGGGCUGCACUCUGGCUGAAGACCAGGAGGCUCACAUCACCCAGCACAGGUCCGGCCCUGGCCUCUCUGUCAUCUCCUAUACCCACGUGUGCCGGCAGAAGGACUUAUGCAACAACCUGACCGACAGCCUUGCCCUCUGGACCCAGCCCUUCACCACAGUUGCUCCAGCCCCCCGAGGCGUGCAGUGCCCCACCUGCUUGUCCAAAGACGGAUGCCAGGAGAUUGGGACCGAGCUUCCCUGCCCCACAGGGCUCACACAUUGCUACAAAGGUGUCCUUACACUCAACGGAGGGGGGAUCACCACCAAGCUGAGUGUCCAAGGAUGCAUGGCCCAAGAAGGCUGCAGCUUGCUUCAUGGGACCCAGAAAAUUGGGUCCAUAAGUGUGAGUGAGAACUGCAAUCCUGAAGAUGAUCUGAUGUGUCAUUCAGGGACCAUGUUGAAGGUUCAUUCAAAUCUGUCUCAGGAACCUACUGAAUGGACUGCAGCUGGGAACCAGACGUGCAAUGCUGGCGAGAUAUGUCGGGAGACACUGUUGUUAAUUGACCCAGGACACAAACAGCUCCUGGUGGGGAGAAAAGAUUGCGCCUCCCCUGGGGUACUGGAUUCUGAUAUUAUUUCCACCCACUUGACGCCACCCGGAAUGCUUGUCGUCUCUUAUGCCAGCGUCUGCUCCUCCAACUGGUGUAACAGUGCUAACAGUUCCAGUGUCCUGCUGAACAACACCCUUCCUCAGCCAGGUAUCCCUGCCCUUGGAGACCGGAAGUGUCCUGUUUGUGUGGAGGUAUUUGGAUCCUGUUCGAACUCCAAACUCAUGACAUGCCCUGUGGGAACUACUGAUUGUUAUAAUGGUUACAUCAGUGUCAGUGGAGGUGAAGUCUCCAUCAAAAUGCAUGUUCAGGGUUGCAGGACCCAAGGUUCUAAGGACUCAUGGAGCAUUAGCCCGAGUAUUGGGGCAUUCUACGUGAAUGGGAACUUUAAGGACCAGUUUCCUCAGCAAAAUGAAGUUUCUCCUGCCCCCCUACCUGGCUUGGGUGUUGACCUCAUGACCUAG